AUGAACGACCAAAAAUCAUCUCCAAGCGGAGGUCGCCUGCGAAAGUGGGCAUGGAGAAUUAUUUUUAUUACUCCUUUCUUGUUCUUCGGCGGCUACUUUUUCGUUUUACCCAUCGCCGUUCCUUCUCGAUCGGAGAUGACUCCUCAUCUACGAAAUGGCCUAUUGCCAGUUGAGACGAAGACGCCACUCAAACCGGUCGCUGACGUGAUAUUUGUUCAUGGACUUGGAUCCUUUCCAGACUCUACUUGGCAUAAGCCGUUUCCCGGGAAGAAAACGAAAUAUCCUGAAGGGGUUCACUGGAUUCGAGAUCUUCUGCCAGCGGAUGUCCCCGACGCGCGCCUUCUGUGGUUCAAUUAUGAUUCUACAACGUAUCACGAUGCGCCUCAAAAGUCCCUCGAAACUAUUGGCGGCGAGCUAUUGUUCUCAAUAGAACACUGGAGAGCUAACGAUACCGAGGGGCAGCAGAAUGAUUACCCAAUCAUCUUUGUCUGCCACUCCUAUGGGGGUCUCGUUGUCAAAGAGGCGCUACGACUAGCAUCCAUCAAGGCCAACGAAACCAACAGCAACCCACUUCAACCCAUAUGGGGAACCAUUUUUCUCGGGGUUCCUCAUGCUGGCACGGAGGACUCGUGGUAUACUUAUCAGUUUGCAAAAUUUCUUUCCUCCAUUGGAUCCAACCCGGACAUAUUCGUGCCACUGGCUCGAGACUCGAAGGAUUUAGCCAAGCUCCAUGAGGAUUUUAUGAAGAACUAUGCGCAUGUGAAGAAAGUGAACUUCUUCGAGACUCGAAGGCAGGUCAUUUUUAAGCCUCUAGGCCGAUUUUCCCCGACUAGGAUGAUUGUUCCAAGAACAUCAGCAACUUUUAAUGGCACCAAUACAGAGAACCAUUCUCUCGAUUACGACCACAGCGGGCUCAACAAAUACAACAACGUCUCGGAUGAGGGCUAUGUCAAAGUUGUGUCCGUUCUGAAUAACAUGACACGAAGCAUUACUGAAGAGGAGUACAAGAGUGGCCUACGCAAGGCAGGUGUCGAAGAAUCAUGGUCUCAAAUCUCGCGGGGCUUGAAAUCCCACCGAUGCAACACUAAGCAAUGCCGAAACGAGCUCUAUUCUGCUUGGAGCCACAUUCUUACGGAUAGGGUCCUUCAACACGAGAGGCAGUGGGCGAGCACUGAGGAGUGGAUUGCGGAGAUGGAAGAUGGUUGGUGGAAGACGACUUAUUCAUGGGUGUUUUAUUUUCACUAUGUCUUGACUUAUCCACCAACAGAGGAAGAGCGGAUUCGAAGAAGCUUGGACCGGGAUCGAAGCAGAUGCGACUAUGAUCUGUGGUAUUACUAA
Trichoderma virens Gv29-8 is the source of this 1338-nucleotide messenger RNA. RefSeq lists its product as uncharacterized. Bases 1 to 1338 code for a protein of 445 amino acids. Lineage: Eukaryota; Fungi; Ascomycota; Sordariomycetes; Hypocreales; Hypocreaceae. The transcript has 5 exons. The record is from RefSeq and is a predicted model, not a curated record.